This is a messenger RNA of Chara braunii, 2260 nucleotides long. Lineage: Eukaryota; Viridiplantae; Streptophyta; Charophyceae; Charales; Characeae. The record is from the annotation of a GenBank genome assembly.
AGAUCAGCGGACAACGGUGAAUCACGGGAGGUAGAGUCCACGAUAAGUGAAGAUGUGACCGAGCUUUUUGACAAGGAUUACAACAGCAGUAUAUGCCCGGAGCGAAGCCCAAGAAGCCCUAUAUCUGAGGUAUCAGUGGGAAAGUAUGACAGUGAUGUUUCGGACUACGAGACGCCAAGGUCAUCGGCAGCGACUUUCGAGAACUGGAGUCUGCAUGGGGGUGAUAGAGGAUGCCGAGGAGGAGGAGGAGGGCCAUUAUCAAAGCCCGGCGGGUUCCCACACCUGUCAGAGGCUUAUGGACGGUUUCAGUCUGCAAGACACCAACGGUUUCAGAGCUGCUCAGAAGAGGAGCUGACUUCACAUCAACCUAUUCUCCGUGGCUCGAGGGCCGAGGUUGGAUGAUAAAAUUUUCUGGGGCUUAAUUCGAGACUUAGCAGCCGACAUACGCCUCCCAGCUGGCGAAGGGUUGAAUGUCUAUCAGACCAGGGCUCACAGCUUGCUGCUCGUUCCUGUAGUGAGCACAAGCUGCAGUGAGGUUGCAGACGCUCUAGGGAAGUUCCGCUUCACAGUGUCCGCUGGGAUUCGGUAAAGAGGAUUUAGGCCCAAACAGAUGGACGAUCCGAGAAGAUCCAGUGCCACGUGGACCGUGGUCUGAGGUAUGGCCACAGUCCACGUGGCACUGUUUUGUUCACAGUCAGUCAGACACACGCAGAGAGAGAGAGAGAGAGAGAGAGAGAGAGAGAGAGAGAGAGAGAGAGAGAGAGAGAGCAAUACUCGCACCACACCUUGACCUGCUGUUCACAGGACUAGGCAGAAACUGAUGGUCAGAAGGGAAUGAGCUUGAGGAUGAGGCAAGGCAGAGUGAACAAGAGUGGGCGAAUUGUGAGGGGCGAAGGAAAGAAAAGACUCAGGGGAAUGCGGGUUGCAUGGCUCUUAUGUUGAAUUAGCUCUUCCCGUGUUGCUGUGUUUACUAGGGAAUUUUCAGACAAAUAAAACUGAAGAAUCGCCAUUGCUGUCAUUGAAUGCAAAAUAGGUUGAUUGGCAUCCGUCUUUUCCCGUCAACUGAUGAUGAAUGACCUCGUGCUGAAAGCCCUUUCAUAAUUUAUAUAUAUUCUUCUUUGGGAGACGAUCACAAUCAUCGGUCAUUAUGAGGAGGAACUAUGUGUUUCGCCUCUUUGACUCCUGUGAUGUGAAGAUGACGUUCUGUUCAUUGCCAUAAGUGAAACACGACCGACUUGAUGCUGGGAAUGAGUGAGCUUGAGAAAGUUGGAUCUCUUCUCAGAUACCAAGUGUUGAUGACCUACAGCUACUUCUUGUAAUGUGCUGCCCAACAGGGGUAUAUGUCUCGAGGAAAUGUCGAAGGUAGACAUUAACGAGAAGAGAGGAACAUAGGUGAAAGGAGGAGCAGUAGAAACAUAAUUCGUUAUCCAGUGUUGAGUACUUCUGGCAGGAGACUGAGAGUGGUGCCAUUGUGUAUGAUCUGUGCGUGCUGAAAAUGAGGUGCAGAAUUUGAGGGUGUUGUGGCUUUUCUCGCAUGCUUUAGUGCAUUGUAUACAGCGUGAGGCCUUCAUGGGUUCCCAGAUGCAUACUGUGUGAUUGGUUGCCGUCAGCGGUCGGCUGGUGGGCAGCUUGCAAUGGUUUUGGCAAAUUGGCAAUUGGAAAUUGAGCAUGAUUUAUGCCAGCCUGCGCUUGAGAGGCCAACUGAGAACUCAGACGGAAGGAAGGAAGGAGGACAGGAACAAAGAACGAGAAGCAAGGAAAUCGGGAAGGAUGGGAGGCGAGCAAAGGUUAGAGAGAGAGGAUAGACGAAUGAGGGAGGAUGGAGAAAAGGACAGAAGCAAUGUCAAGAAAAGAGGACGAAAGCACACUGGGAGGGAAGGAUGAAGGAAGGGGAGAAGGGAUGGAGGAAGGAAGCGAGGGGCCAGAGGAAGAAAGAGGCACAGGCAGGAAGGAUGCACAGAAAGGCAAGAAGGCAAUUGCUGCUUCAAGUAGUGGGAAGAAAGGAUUGGGGAAAGGGAACUACGGUGAGCCGGAUGAGAAUGAUGGACAAAUUGCGUACCGGGACACUACCUUGUCAAAAGUUGACAGGUUGAAUCGUACUCUCUUUCCACUCCUAGCGUUUUUCUUAUUUUCAUCACUUUUAAUUGGCUUUUCGUAUUUUAUUGAAGUUCAUCAUACAUACUAAAUAGAAGUGCAAAACACCCAAACCCAAAAUAAAAAAAGGAGCGCAGCUUGUGCACAAUCAAUUGUUUUUCAAAUC